Messenger RNA from Clupea harengus (Atlantic herring), 1471 nucleotides. Its product is annotated as NACHT, LRR and PYD domains-containing protein 1 homolog. Lineage: Eukaryota; Metazoa; Chordata; Actinopteri; Clupeiformes; Clupeidae. Gene Ontology annotation, cellular component: cytoplasm. The record is from RefSeq and is a predicted model, not a curated record. Bases 290 to 829 code for a protein of 179 amino acids. The transcript has 3 exons.
ACUGAAUGGUUUAUUUCUAUCAUUUGGUGGUGUACUCUGAUAGGCUAGAGUCAAUUAACUCUGUGUUUGUUCUUUGAUUGGUCAUUCCCCAUUAACACUUACUCUGAUUGGCAGACUUAUGGAUAAUUCGUCAUCCUCUCUCUCUCUGGACAAAGACUUCAGAAGCCUCAGGUGAAACCUCCCUUCAUGAGAAGCUUCACUGUCUGUGUUAAUGGUAUUGUAUGUAAACGUUACAGGUUGCACCUGAAGAGUGAGUAUUGUUAUCUGUGAAAUACUAAACUAAGCCCUCAUGUGCCUGUGUUUCAGUCUGGAUGUGAAUGCACCAUUGUCUUCCACAAUGACACCUGCUUCACUUACCCUGUCACAAGCCGACAGCCCGACCAGUGGCAGCUUUACUGACUUCAUCCACAAGUUUCGGUGGACUCUGCUUGGUCUGGAGAAGGUGGAGUUGGGGGUGAGAUGCCUGACUGAGAGCUGGGCCAACUGGAUCCUCAACCUCAUCCACACGUGCCCCACUCUGAAGAAAGUAAAAUCACAAGCUUCAUUUGACUUUAAUGAUGGUCUCUUACUGGAGGAGGGGAUCAGUCUUCUGCGGGAGUCUCAUAGGCGUCCAGGUUGCACUGUGAUCCUCAGGGGGUUGAGAUGCACUAAACCCAGUGGUAAGUGUGGUGAGGAAAAUGAGCCCCGACUGGACUGCAACCAGCGUGUGGAGAUCCAAAUGAUUGGGCCAAAUGUCACUGAGGAGGAAAGGACUCUUCAUCACUGCCCUUUCACAUGCCACACAUGCGGUCUGCACAACAUUUGUCACUCAGGAGAUUCAGGACUAUAGGAGACUCCAGAUAUGGGGCCAAAUGUCACUCAGGAGAUUCAGGACUACAGGAGACUCCAGAUAUGGGGCCAAAUGUCACUCAGGAUAAAAACAGUCCACUGCUGUCCCCCACCACUUACAUCUAUCGGUUGCAACUUUCACAAAAGUUUUGAAUUCUUUCAGAAUAGAUUUUAAGAUUGUAUUGAUUACUUGGAGGGCUCUUCACGGCCUCUCUCCCAGCUACAUCUCUGAUCUCUUAGUCCCGCACCCGCCCAGGAGAUGGCGCUAACCCUAACCCUGAGGACAUCAGGUGGGUAGAGUCAGUGACUUCCUUAGAGUCUUAAAACACACUUUCAUAGAGUCAGUGACUUCCUUAGAGUCCCUUCUUAAAACACACUUUCAUAGAGUCAGUGACUUCCUUACAGUCUUUCUUAAAACACACUUUCAUAGGAGAGCCUUUCCUGGUUUUUCAUGAGUUUUAAUUUCCUUUGAAUUGUCUUUUAUUUCCUUUUUACUCUGUAUUGGUGGACCAAUCUAUUAUUUUUAUAUCGCCUAUCUAAUUGUUUCCUUUUCAAAACUGAUGAUUUCAUGUCUGUUUUAUUUUGCUGCUUCUGUGGAGCACUUUGUAAACGGUGUCUAUAAAUAAAGAUUAUUAUUAUAUGA